Messenger RNA from Cataglyphis hispanica, 5085 nucleotides. RefSeq names its product organic cation transporter 1-like. The coding region runs from base 2643 to 4724 and encodes 693 amino acids. Gene Ontology annotation, biological process: transmembrane transport. NCBI's taxonomy places the organism in Eukaryota, Metazoa, Arthropoda, Insecta, Hymenoptera, Formicidae. The transcript is spliced from 10 exons. The record is from RefSeq and is a predicted model, not a curated record. Gene Ontology annotation, cellular component: membrane. Gene Ontology annotation, molecular function: transmembrane transporter activity.
UUCGGUUACUUGCUUCUUCUAGCUAGUAGAUAUAGUGCUGCGCUUCUCUUUAUAUUCUAAGAGGGUGAGAUAGAUAAGUAGAGAGAAAAAGAAAAGAGAGGCGAAUUGAGAGAAAGUGAAAAGGUGAGAGAGCGGGACAAUACUUUAUAAGAGAAAGAGAGAGAAAGGGGAAAUAUCGAGAGCGAGAAGAAAGAGAGAAAAGAAAGAAACGGAAAAUGUAAAAAGGGUAGAAAGGAAGCAAUCUUAAGAAGAAAUCGGUGAUAGAACAUAUAAAGAUAAGAGAGUCGGAAGGGUGCAAGAUUACGAUCGGACGACCCGUUCUAGACCCGUUUCCCCGAAUCAAGACACACCAGAAACUUCUGAAAAUCUGUCCUUUGUCUCGAGAAUAUCUUCCUGAUUUAUUUCGUCAUCCCUUAUCGGUGUUCCGUGCGGGGGAUGGACUCGCGACGGUGAUCCAAGACGAGAGUCGUGAAGCGCGAAUUAUUUUCAAUGAAUACACGCGUAAUAUACACGCACAUAUACACAUAUCGUCAUGGCAGAACGGAGGUGACCGGAUGCCGGGCGGUGCAGUGAUUCGAUUGAUUCGCUGAAGAGUGUUCGUGGCUUCCACCGAACUUCCGAGUGCCGCGUUAAGUGAAUGUACGUGUACGUGCGUGCGUUUGUGUCUCUCUUACUGCGUGCGUGCUUGCGAACGAGCGCGAAUCGGGGCCUUAUACAGUGAUCCCUUAGGCGCUCUUGUGUACGUGCGCCUCGCGAAGGAAGAAAAAGGCGGCGAGUCCCGUCUAGUUUAUCCGAGGUGGUCCAGCCAAGUGAGAGCAUCAUCAUCGUCAUCAUCGUUAUCGUUCUCGUCAUCAGCCCCAUCUGCGCGCUGUCGCAUUUCAAUCAGCAUAACACAGAGGAAGCGACGGCCGGACGCGCGCGCUUUAUCAAGCUUUCUUCGAUCCUUGUGGUAGGAAAUCGCAGGGAUUAAUCGAUAUCGGGAAAUAGAGAAAGAGAGAAAGAGAGGGAGAGAAACGACGAGGCGGACGAGCGUCCGGAGAUUGCGGCAACGCGCUUGACCGAGACGGCGGCGGUGACUCUCGAUCGGCCGAGAGAGGAGGUGGCGAGAUCCCGACGAAGAUGAUGUUCGGUAGGAUCAGACGAGAGGAGGUCUUCUCCGGCAAUGGCUGAUCGCCGCGAUGUCCGCGGCGUAUGAGCCGCUCUAUCGCGAGGACAACGACAUCAUCAUCAUCAUCAUCAAAGUGUCCGCAUAGCAGCCGAAUCCGGGAUCUACGCGAUUGUGAGUGGUGGGCAAACGAGAAACGUGUACGGAGGAUGAAGGGACGGUCCCUUGUAAAGGAGGAACUAUUGCAUUGUCACGAGUGAAUCGCGAGCGGUGUCGAGAAGUGUCACAGUCGCAGCAGCCAAGCUGCAGCGAGCGCGGCGGAACGCGCGUCGAGAGAGAAAGAGAGAGAGAGAGAGAGAGAGAACGGGAGAGUCAAGUGGACGCGCGUCACUUCCGUAAACAAUCAUGAGCAAGGGUGAGUGAACGUCGACCCGCAUAGUGCCGCGAUCGAACGAAUCGGAAGAAGUUUGCGUGAUCAGACGAACUAUUCAAGAGACUCGAAGCGGCAAAGUUUAAUUUUCGCGACUUAGAUUACUGUGACGAUUGUUCGAGAUAACGAUACUGUGAAGUUGCGAUGAACAGUUGUUGACGAAUGUUGACAGGAGGAUCAAUGAAGUCUGAUUUGAUCCUCUCGAGACAAUAGGUGAGGUGAAAGUGAAGAGCGCACCGCAAGUGAAAAAGGACCGAUCAGGAUCACUGCUCCGUGAUCAAGUGAGUUUAUCACUUUUUCUAUUUUUUUCUUUCUUUUCAGCCUCAAACUUUCACGAUUAAGACACGAUUUAUAUCUGUCAAAUGAAACGUCAAGGAUCAAACUGAUCGAUAUAUAUAGAUCGCGAUACUCGGCGCUUUUGACAAGCCUCUCGAAGGGGAUUCGGUCGGCGUUGGUCAGACUCAAUAAAACAUACUUUCAAUACGACAUGAGACAUAAAAUACAACGCGCUCGUUUUAGCCGGAUGGAAAUCGGCAUCUCGAUCCCGAUCAACCGUGAUUCGCUAGUACUCUUGAUAUUAUCGUACGCGACCUUGAACCCCGUGUAUCAAGUAACCAGGUUCGCGCUAUAAUUCACGUCUGAAUCGUGAAAAAAAUCGUCGCUCUCGAAAGACAGUCCGAUUCGACACGCUCGGGGUUACAUCCGAUCCAGUGUCCAGACGGCAGAGGGACGGCAGAAGGACGAGGAGGCGAAAGAGGAGGACGAGGACGAGAAGGUGGAAGAAAAAGAGGCGGGGGGGGAGGUGACGAGAAGAGAGCGGGCAGCGCCAAGGAGGAGGAAGAACUUCCUCGGCGCGCGAUCGUACGAAGACACGAGCGUGAAACGUGCGCUUGUAAUUCGGCGUGGCUACCUUCGAGGAUGAGCGACGGCGGUCAUGCCGUGUAAUUCGAAGGUGUAUCACGCCACCGUCGCAUCGUGCACGAUCGUCGCCGCCACCGCCACCGCCGCCACCGCCGCCGCCACCACCACCGCCGUCAUCGCCGUCGUCGUCCUCGUGGUGAAGCUGAGAUUGAGACACGGCAGAGUCGCAGAGACACCGCCGGAAAGAUGAGCUCGAUCGACUUUGAUGAGGUGCUGGUACACGUGGGAGAGAAGGGCCGCUACCAGAACAUCAUGUACUACUUGCUGUGCAUACCCGCCACCCUGCCGGCCGUCUUCUUGGCGUUCUCGCAAGUGUUCGUGAGUGCCUCGCCAGAACACUGGUGCAGGAUACCGGAGUUGGAGAACCUGACGGAUCUGAUGACAUUGGAGGAGAGGAAGGCGCUCUCGCUGCCCUACACGUACAAGUCCGACAACAGGAGGGUUUACUCCAAAUGUCACAUGUACGACGUGAAUUACACGGAGAUAAUCGAUUCGUGGCUGCAUUACACCGACGAUCUGCAAAACGUCACCAAUGACAAAUCGGCCACGUUUUUUCGUCCGUCGACAAGCCGAUCGCUGCCGGUCAGCAGCCCCGACUGGCCGAUCACCAAGUGCCAAUACGGGUGGAACUACGAUACCAGGGACUAUGACAGCACCCUCGUAACCGAGCUAGAUCUGGUAUGUGACAACAGCUGGUGGCCUUCCACGUCGACGACUUUCUUCUAUGUGGGCAGUCUCUUCGGCAACGUCGUCUUCGGAUGGAUUGCCGACAAAUGGGGCAGAAGAACGGCCGUCUUCGCCAUCCUGUUCCUCGAGGUGCCAUUCUCCAUCGCCACGAGCUUCAGUCCGAAUUACGUGAUCUAUACCGCGCUGAGGACUGUGAAUGGUCUCUUUUUUCCUGCCAUUUAUCAGAUACCUUUUAUACUUGCUCUCGAACUGAUGGGACCAAGAUACCGAACAUUUGCCGGGAUGGUAAUCAGUAUGUUCUUCGCUACGGCAAUGUCUCUUUUGGCGUUGCUGGGUUAUUUGUUAAGGCACUGGUACUCAUUAUCGUUAGCCACAUCGGUGCCUUUCAUUCUUCUCUUCAGUUAUUAUUGGAUCAUCCCGGAGUCACCGCGGUGGCUUCUCAGUAAGAACAGAAUAGACGAAGCGGAAGUAAUCGUCCAGCAUAUGGCAAAGGUCAACGGCAAAACGGUGCCUACGAACUUUCUCAGAAAAAUGGAGGUAGAAAUAUUAAAAAGGCAGGGAAUAUCGUGUAACGGUAAGAACUCCAACGAUGGCAGCAUCGACGUGGAGGGCGAGAACAGAUCGCCACCGUCGUCCGCGACACCCAUGGACCUGAUUAGGAAUCCAAACAUCAGAAAAAAGUUCUUUAUUCUCGCUUUCGAUUGGGUGGCGAACGCGGUGGUAUACAACGGAUUAUCCUACAACACGACCAAUCUAGGUGUCUCCGAUUACCUGGCUUUCUUUAUCGGCGGUAUCGUAGAGAUUCCAUCGUACUUUAUUACGUGGUACGCAAUGGACAGAUUGGGCAGACGAUGGGUAUUAUGCAUGACCAUGAUGCUGGGUGGACUCGCUUGCGUGUCAUGUAUGUUCGUGCCCGAAGACGCGGUUUGGGUGACCGUAAGCCUGGCGAUGAUCGGAAAAUUCGGCAUCGCUGCGUCCUUCGCCGUCUUCUACGUCUUCGUCGGUGAACUACUGCCGACCGUACUAAGGUCUCAGGCGAUGGGCAUAGCUUCUUUCAUCGCCGGCAUCGGCCUCCUCACCUUUCCCUACAUCGUUCAUUUGGCGGAAUACUCGAGAGUCUUACCCCUAAUCGUGAUGGGCUCGUUGAGUGUUGCCGGCGCCCUUACUUCUGUAUUCCUGCCGGAGACGCUCAACAUUCACCUGCCGCAGACGAUCGAGGAGGGUGAGCAGUUCGGGGCUGAUUUCAAAUUGUGGUCCUGUCCGACGUUACCAAGAAAAAGCUCCAGCAAAUCCGAGUCCGUGCCGUUGAAGUAUCUGGUGAACGGCGGACCGGGUAGUCGUUCGUCUACCUCGAAGGUCGCGUCGCAGGAAGUCGCGACUACAUCGGAGAGCGAGAAGCCAACUGACCUGCAGUCUUCGAAGGAAGAAGAGGCGAAGAACUUAAACGUAUCCAAGGAAGAGGAGCUGACGAACAUCGAGACGGUUGUCGGGUCGAAAACAUUUAGCGCGAUAGUGGAAGUGCACAUGUGCCCUCGCAAUAAACCGAGAGAAAGAGAGAAAGAGAGAGAGACAAUCUUAUAAAUUGAUUCUCUUUACAAACAUUGUGUUAUAUGAUUAUCAGUAUAGACACACGCACGUUGUAUUUAUUUUUCCAUUUAUUAUAAUGUACUUCCAUUGUAAAACCUGCCUGAGUUUGUCGACAACACUGGCACGGCUUGAUCCUUGCCUCUUUUUCUGUGCUGCAAGAGAGUGUACUGUUGUCGUGAUGUAUGCGUGUGCGUGAUUGAGGAUCAGUGCCGUGAGAACUUUAAAGCGUAACGCCUAUACUUUUUUAUGUUUUUGAUUAGAUGUGGAUUUUGCAUUUUGUCCUUACGUUAUUAAACAAGAGAGUCUUGUUGUGAUUUCAAUUAGUUUAAAUAAAAUAUCUUAAUAUCUAUAUCGA